Messenger RNA from Chaetomium fimeti, 1014 nucleotides. RefSeq lists its product as uncharacterized. The transcript is spliced from 2 exons. Lineage: Eukaryota; Fungi; Ascomycota; Sordariomycetes; Sordariales; Chaetomiaceae. The record is from RefSeq and is a predicted model, not a curated record. Bases 1 to 1014 code for a protein of 337 amino acids.
AUGUCCCUUACCGACGGCAUCGACAUGUUAGCAGCGGGAACCCUUGAACAAGCGUUCGACAUCGCCAUCGGCGCCUACCGUCAGGCUCUCAUAGCAGACAAGGCGCCCUGGGUCCAGGGCUUGGACGUCGACACAGCCGUCCACAUGGCAAGACUCACCCGGCCAGUGGUCUACUUCGUCGAUCUAUACAUCAAUAUCCGGAUACAAUACUUCCGGCACAAGCGCGGCCCGCCAUGCGGCACAUGGAGCGCCAGCCAAGCGGAGCGCUGCCGCGUCGCCCAGGCGCUGAUACGGUACCAGAUAAUCGCCAGCCUGCACCACCCAGCCUUCCAUCAAGCAACGAAGGCCGAUCAUUUCUUCAUCAACAUGCUCGGGCUCUUUCAAAGCUGGGAGCUAGAACAGGUGUCCGAAAUCAGCCAUUUCGUCUUCUCAACCUCGGACUGCUUCCGCCGGGAGCUAGCCAAAGACGACCCCCGCGCCCGAAUCAGCGGCUUCUACGACCACUUCCGUGCGGGCUACGACGCAAACUACCUCCCGAAGCUGCCAGAAUUCUACGCCAAGCUGACCGAGGCCCAGCGCUCCGACGGCGAGCUCCCGGCUAGGCUGAUGCUGAAUCCCAGGGCCACCACGGGAAAAGAGCGCGGCCCCCCCCCGAGAGCCGCGCUGGAGCUGCUGAGGGGGCUGGCUCGGGGCCCGGUGGUGCGGAUCGGCUUCGAUGGUGACUCGCCUACCGACCCGCCGUGGGCCUGGAUCGAUGCCUGGAACGGGGAGAGGGUGGUACGGUGGGGCCAUGACUUGGUGCCGGAAAGGGCCUCGGACGGUAAUUGGGGAGAGCACAGAUAUGUCAGGGAGUUGGCGUACUCGUGGAGGUGGCUGGGCAUGGUGUUUUGGGAUAGGGAUCGGGCCGAGGCGCUCUUGACGGCCAAGGUCCUCGAGGGCUGCGGCACGGGCUGGCUUGCCGAGUACUGGCAGAGGGCUGGGCACGGUGAGAGCUAUGUUAUCGGGGUGGAGUGA